Erigeron canadensis is the source of this 939-nucleotide messenger RNA. RefSeq lists its product as uncharacterized. Lineage: Eukaryota; Viridiplantae; Streptophyta; Magnoliopsida; Asterales; Asteraceae. Bases 1 to 939 code for a protein of 312 amino acids. The record is from RefSeq and is a predicted model, not a curated record. The transcript has 3 exons.
AUGAAGGUGGAUUGGGCUUGCAACAUCUUGAAUAAUAUGGCUCUCCUGUCUACUCAUGUGCUCAAUUUGCUAACCCAUAAAGAGUCUUUGUGGGUUAAAUGGAUACAUACAUAUAGGCUUCGUGGAAGUAACUUUUGGGAAAUCUCUUGUAAAGGUAACAUGUCAUGGAGUUGGCGUAAGUUGCUUUCUUUGCGCCCAAUUUUUCCAAAAAAGUUCUGGUUUGAAAUUGGAAAUGGAAAAAUUGCAUCGGCCUGGUAUGAUAAUUGGAAUGCAUAUGGUGCCUUAAAAACCUAUGUAUCUCCAAGAAUGAUUUUUAAUGCAGGAUUCCAACUUUAUGAUAAAGUGUGUUUUUUUAUUGAUAAUGGUAUGUGGCGAUGGCCGCAAGCAUGGAACAAUUUGUUCCCAAAUAUUCAGGCAUUGAAUCUGCGACUGGAUGUUCCUAAUAAGCUCUUUAGAAGGACUCGCAUGGGUUUGGUUUCCUUUCCAAAUACCAAAGCAUGCUUUAUCCUAUGGCUUGCGUUGAAGCAAAAGCUAAAGACACAAGAUAUGCUUAGUCAGUGGGAUGUUCAUGCGCUAUCUCUCACGCCUCACGUCUGCUCGUUAUGUGAAGUUUGGUCUACAGUGAGUAAUAAGGCUGGACUACCUAUGGCAAAUGGUGUUUGGGAUGAUAUUAUUAGUGAAAUGCUCCCGACUGCAAAACGAGUUUCAAUGCAAAAUGUUGUUGCCAAAUUGGUCUUUGCGGCAUCGGUCUACUUCAUUUGGCAGGAACGAAAUGCACGACUUUUCAAAAAUCAUAAAAGAUCAGCUUGUAAAGUAGCAGAGAUGAUUUUCUCCACUGUUCGUCUCAAAUUAAUGACGUGCAGAUACAAGAAGACACGCCGAGUUGAACAGUUCUUAACAUCAUGGGACCUUCCUUUUCGAUUAGUCAAUAAUGAGUAA